CUUUUUUCGAAAAUUCACCCCUAUAAAGUCUCCUCUUUCUUCUUCCUUUCUCCCAUUACGUUAUCGUCUCUUCCGUUUUGCCCUACACUAUCCAUUUCUCUCCUCUUCGUUUCACCUAUAAUCCCACCGAUUAUUCUUCCGUUUCUAUCAUAGAACUCAUCAAAUCCUUGGAAUUUUCUUCUCGUUUAGUAGUUUUGUUUGUUAAUCUUUCAUCUUCAAUUUGUGCAGUACCCGAAACCCUAAUUUUCUGUUGCCUUACCUUCGAAUCUGUCGCAAAUCUUUGAUCUAUUAAUCGAGAAAUUUGCAUCAGUUUCUUUUUUUGUUUUUGUUGUUGAAAAUUUUGUUGGCGAUUUAUUGAUUUAUAUAUUUUUUUUCUUUUACUCUUCGUCGGACUUUGGGCGUUGUCUGGUUUCUGUUCGCUGCCCGGAGAUUUGGUUUCGCCAAUAAAAUUCUUGUGCUUCGAGGAAUUUUUGAAAUCCGACCUUUGAUUUUACGAUUUCAUUGUUUUUGGUUGAUCUGUUUUUUCUUAAUCUGAAAAUGGUCGGUGGUGGAAGCAGGAGGGACGAGGGUUCUUUGGUUAUCAACAACACCAAUGUUUUUGCAGCCCUUGAGACUCUUAGGAAGAAGAAGAAGUCUGACAAGGAACGCAAGAAUAAAGGGUCAUCUAAGUCUCAGUCGUCCCAGCCUAAGGAACCUGAACCUCAAGUUUUUUGGGCACCAGCUCCAUUAACUUCAAAAUCAUGGGCUGAUGUCGAUGAUGAAGAUGAUGACGAUUACUAUGCCACCACUGCUCCGCCCCAGGCUGUGUGGGGCUCCUCAGAGGCUCAUGAGAGCAAGGAGAGGCCGAGCAAUGCAGAGGAGAGUGAGAGUGAUGAUGACAUUCUCGAUGAAGUUGAUUAUGAGCUUGAGGAUGAACACGAACACGAGCAUGAGCAUGAGCAUGAGCAUGAACCAGAGGUUCCUGUGCAUCCUGAGCCAUCUGUGAAGAAGGUUCCUGAAGCCUCUGUGGCACCAAAGGAGGCUGAGAGGCAACUUUCCAAGAAGGAAAGGAAGAAGAAGGAACUUGCUGAACUUGAUGCACUUCUGGCUGAUUUUGGAGUAAGCCAGAAAGACAGCAACAGUCAAGACGAGUCUCGUGAUGUGCAAGAAAAGAGAGAUGGAGAAUCCAAUGGGGAUGGGGAGAAGAAGGAAAAUGCCCCUUCAGAGUCCAAAAGUGCCAAGAAGAAGAAGAAGAAGGAAAAGAAGGAGAUCAAAGAUCAGGAUCAGAAAAACAAUUCUGAUGUUAACACUGGGCCAGAUGAACUUACUGGAAAUGGUGAUGUGGAGGAAGAUACAUCAGCAGUUGAUGUGAAGGAGCGGCUUAAGAAGGUGACGUCUAUGAAGAAGAAGAAAUCUAACAAAGAGAUGGACUCAGCUGCCAAAGCUGCCGCCGUUGAGGCUGCAGCGAGGAGUGCAAGACUUGCAGCUGCAAAAAAGAAAGAUAAGAACCAUUACAACCAACAGCCUGUGCGGUAAAAAGUGUCCUUGUUUUUUCUUCUUUCCGUCUAUAACUGGACAUAUGUUUCUCAUUGUUUGUAUAACAAUGCAGAAUAAUCUCUCUGGGCUCUCAAAUCUUGUUUUGUGGACAGUGACAUUAGUUGUAUUAAAAUGGAUUCGGGCAAUUUUCACCUUUUUCUUUUCUGGA
Messenger RNA from Cucumis melo (muskmelon), 1684 nucleotides. Its product is annotated as stress response protein NST1-like. The coding region runs from base 538 to 1515 and encodes 325 amino acids. The record is from RefSeq and is a predicted model, not a curated record. The transcript has 3 exons. Lineage: Eukaryota; Viridiplantae; Streptophyta; Magnoliopsida; Cucurbitales; Cucurbitaceae.